CACAGAUUUUUUUUUCAGUUAUGUCUGAACAAACUUCCUCAGUUCUCAGCUUUGAAAUCGAAAUCCAGUUUUCGGAUUUGAUAAGCAAUUCGAAAUCUCGAUACGUAAGAAAUUUAGAGGGAAGAGAAAUGGCGGGAACGAAUCAGUUUUGUAUAUUCUGUCAGAUCAUACGCAAUCCAACCACCAACACUCGUCUCCUUCACGCCGAUGAGAAGGUGGUCGCGUUUCAAGACAUCAAGCCCGCCGCUCAGAGGCACUACCUGGUCAUGUAGAACACAUACCAACAGUGAGAGACCUUCAGAGAAGAGAUGAAGACUACUCAUUGGGUUACUCAAUACAAUACAUCAGUUUCUCAUCUUGUAUUCUUUAUGUAUAAAGGAUUGUUCGUUUUAUGAGCAGUAACUCACAUGCUAAGUGUUGGAAAAGAAAUGUUGCAGAAUGAUGCACCUCAAACCUUACAGAGGUAACGCUUCUACUUCUUGGUAACGUUUUAUCAAGUACAAGUCUUUGGGACCUUUUGGUGGUUUUAUUGAAGCAGAGACACUACUUGCGAAGAUAAGGCCUCUUCAUUCAAAGGUCUAACUGAAGAACGGACUCGCCUAACUUCAUUUCUUGGUGAUUCUCUUAGUCAAAAGAAUGUGCUUCUGUAUAGUAGGUAUUUUCUCUUCUUUUGCUGGCAAAUCUGUUAUGGAAUGCCAAAGUAUGAUUGUCGAUUUUAUAUGCUAAGUUGCAGUUCCUUUAGCGUCUUUGGAUGAUAUCGUGUCUAAAGAAUCUGACCUAACAAACAACAAGGCUUCUUAAUGUUGUUAUGUCUUCAGUAAUUAAUAUUCUUGA
Molecule: messenger RNA, 834 nt
Organism: Raphanus sativus (radish)
Lineage: Eukaryota; Viridiplantae; Streptophyta; Magnoliopsida; Brassicales; Brassicaceae
Product: bifunctional adenosine 5'-phosphosulfate phosphorylase/adenylylsulfatase HINT4-like
Exons: 3
Coding region: 21-272 (83 amino acids)
Molecular function (GO): catalytic activity
Source: RefSeq, a predicted model, not a curated record